AAAGAGCGACAUUUGAAAUGAACCAACAAGCAAUAUUACGAAGGGGUUUUAACCAUUGUCAAAACCUGACGUGACCUAACUCGUGGCUUCUACAAAAUAGGACACCGCUUUUUAGUCUUUAUUCACGCAGAGUUUGUUUCUUACGGUGUUGUGUCCUCCUGUUCCAUUAUUUGAGGUUAGAACGGUCAGGUAGAUCGUUGAACAACCUUGAUAUUUAUUUUAUGUAUGCAGCUCGACUGGCUAGCUGAAGCUAGCCUGCCGAGGUAAAGCUUUUAGCUUCGUUCGUUUUAAUCGCUUAUUUUCGGUAUUUAAAGUAAAGCGUUGACAAUAAUUGCAUCUGGAAAUUGUGCACACAUAUUUAGAAUAGACCAUGGAUGCUGCUAGUGGAAAGGAUAUGAAACUGCAAAGGCCUGCAGGGAAGCUGACUACCAGUAACUUGGGUCCAAAGAGAGUUCCGGUGGCUCAAACCACUCGGAAGUCUGGCAACCCAGCGAGCCACACUCCCAAGGUCCUAGGGAUGUUAAACGGGCCACAGCGCAUACAGCGACCCAUGAGCCAGCAGAAGCCCGUAUCGCACGUCGCCACUGUUGUCAAGCCCAGCUAUGCAGCUGAUCAAAACAGGAACCCGGUCACUCCCAACGUUAACCCUGCAAUGCAACAGAAGCCUAGUCUCCAGUCUGGUCAGGCCAAGCCGAAAGCCACAAAAGUUGACCCAGAGCCUGCCAAAAACACAACAGAGCCUUCUAAGAAGAAGCCUUCGCAAAACGAGGCAACCAAGAAGGAAUCUUCAAAUGGAAAUUCAAUAGCGCGAUGGAGCCUGGAGAACUUUGACAUCGGCCGUCCCUUGGGGAAGGGUAAAUUUGGCAAUGUCUACCUGGCCCGGGAACGUCAGACCAUGUUCAUCCUGGCCCUGAAAGUGCUCUUCAAGAAGCAGCUGGAGAUGGCGGGGGUGGCGCACCAGCUCAGGCGUGAAGUGGAAAUCCAGUCUCACCUCAGGCACCCCAACAUACUGCGCCUCUACGGUUACUUCCACGAUGCGUCUCGCGUUUACCUCAUCCUGGAGUUUGCACCCAAGGGAGAGCUUUACGGCGAGCUGCAGCGCUGUGGCAGCUUCAACGAGGAGCGCAGUGCCACUUACAUAAUGGAGCUUGCAGAUGCUCUGAACUACUGCCACUCCAAGAAGGUGAUCCAUAGAGACAUCAAACCUGAGAACCUCCUACUUGGAGCCAAUGGCGAGCUGAAGAUUGCGGACUUUGGGUGGUCUGUGCACACGCCUUCCUCCAGGAGAUCCACGCUGUGCGGCACGCUGGACUACCUGCCCCCGGAGAUGAUCGAGGGUAGGACCCACGACGAGAAGGUGGACCUGUGGAGUCUGGGGGUCCUCUGCUACGAGUUCUUGGUGGGCAAGCCCCCCUUUGAGACAAAGAGUCACGAGGAAACUUACCGCAAGAUCUGCAGGGUGGAAUAUACGUACCCGGCCGUGGCCAAUAUCUGUGCAGAUGCGAAGGACUUGAUUGGCAGGCUGCUGAAGCACAACCCCCUGCACCGACUGCCCAUCCAGGGCGUGCUGUGCCACCCCUGGGUGGUGGAGAAGUCCACCAAAAAACCCACGUCCCUGUCGGCCAGCCCGGAGCCGGAGAAAUGAAUGUUGGUUUGUUUGUCGUGAUGUGGUCGUCUUACUUUCUCGCUUUGGAAACUGUGCAGCUGUCUGAGCUGCUUGUGUGUGUGUGUGUACUGUGGAUCACUUCUUUGUGCCAGACGCUGAUGGCUUGCUUGAUGUCAUAUUGAUCCUUGGUUUGUAAUUAUGUAAUUAUGACUUUUAUUGGCGACUGUCACCACUACUUGAAUAUUACAAUAAAAAUUAUAAAAGACAAAGUA
This is a messenger RNA of Gadus morhua (Atlantic cod), 1878 nucleotides long. It is a transcript of the gene aurka, whose product is annotated as aurora kinase A. The transcript has 9 exons. Lineage: Eukaryota; Metazoa; Chordata; Actinopteri; Gadiformes; Gadidae. Gene Ontology annotation, molecular function: ATP binding; protein kinase activity. The record is from RefSeq and is a predicted model, not a curated record. Gene Ontology annotation, biological process: protein phosphorylation. The coding region runs from base 371 to 1645 and encodes 424 amino acids.